CUGCCAAUCGAUAACCGCCUUCUAUUCGUGUUUUCCCUUGCUCCAAUCGCAUUUGGGAACACUGUAGCAGUCGUUCUCCCCAAAAGAUGGAUGCAUUUCACUGAUCCCAUAGCCUGGAAUCCAGACAUCUCACCCCCACCCCCUUCUUUGGAAGACAGGGUGACUGAACAGCAAAGAAGUUCCCAAGGGUGACUGGUCCCAUCUGAUACAUCAUGCCGAGAUGGCCCCUGUUCGUAGUGGCUUGCCUUCCUGUUAUGUGGCUCCUCCCACCAAGAGGCUCCGCCCACUGCCAACGGUUCCCCAAGUCCACUUGUGAGCGGCACACUGCCUUUGUGCCUGGAUAUAACUUGCUUGGGGAAGGAAUUGACAUCACCACACUGCAAAGAAAAGGGGCCUAUUUGGUGGACACCAGCCGAUGGCUGGACCCAAACGAUACCUGCGUUCUGUGCCGGAACCCCCUGAUGGACGGCCAGCUACAGCGACUUCCUCUGGCCGGCGUGGACUGGCGCGUACACUCCUCGUGUCACCGUCAGGUGAGCAGUUCCGUAGAGCACUCUGACGUGGACGUGGCAAAAGCGAUGGCUGGGGAGGUGAAGAACAACUGGAAAGUGGAGCUGAAUUUGCCCAAGGAGCUGGAGUCUGUUGCCAAAGGCCAAUUGGUGCUGGUUGGGUCUCGGUCUCAAAUGGUCGUUUAUGCCCACGAGAAAGCCCAGGAGGACAGGUAUAACUUCGUGAGGCAUGAGGUCUCCUGUGAGUAUUACCGGCUGAGGCUCCUCCCGAGACCUUCCUUGCUGUCCCCUCACUUCUCCCACGAUGUACAGAACCUGCCAAGUAAACUUGACCCUGAUGAGUACCAGCAUUUCAUCGACACCUACGGCACACACUACAUCAGCCAGGCACAGCUGGGAGGCAGGGUACGGAAUCUGCUGGCCGUUCGGACUUGCAGAGCGGCUUUGGCAGGUAUAACGGCGUCUGACAUCAAGGACUGCCUCACCUUGGAAGCCUCUCUAGGCCCUGACUGGAUAUCCCAUUCGUUGAGCAUCAAAUGCCACGAGCUUCGGAGGAACCAAGCCAAAGGGGUGUUCAGGGAAGCCUACGGCCAGCGGCGCACGGAGGUCGUGGGAGGGAGCAGCCAAGUGGAGCUGCUGUUUGCAGAGCCUGGGGAAAUCCUGCUGUUUUCAGAGUGGAUGGACAACGUCAAAACGCAUCCUGGUGUCGUUUCAUAUUCCCUCCUCCCUGUCCAUACUUUGCUGGAUCGUGGAGACCCACGGAAGGAACUGCUGAAGGAAGCCGUGAGGGACUACAUAGCUCAGAGGGCCCUCUGGAGGAACUGCACGGAUCAGUGCCCCGACGGGAGCUACCCUAGUCCAAAAAACCCGUGCCAAUGCCUGUGCCAUCCUGAUACCAUCACGGACACCGCAUGCUGUGCCCGGGAGCGGGGCCUUGCCCGCCUACAUGUCCACAUCCAGAAUGGAUCAGGCCUGUGGGCCGACCACUUCUCUGCCACCGAUGCCUACGUCAAAGUCUUCUUCCAAGGGCUGGAAAUGCGGACGAGUUUCAUCAAGAACAAUAAUAGUCCCUCGUGGUCAGAAACCCUGGUCUUUGGGCCGGUUAAACUGACAGGGCUCAACUACAUCGAAGUGCAGGUCUGGGACAAGGACGUCUGGCACGAUGACCUCUUGGCUACUUGUUAUGAAGGUUUGGCGACCGGAGAUAAAAUCUGGAAGAGAUGUUAUCCAGCUCAUGGACGUAUAGAGUAUUACUAUGUGCUCAAGUGCGGUCCCGGUUUGGGAGGCCCCAGUUGCCAUGACUACGUUCCUCAGAAGCAACAUUAACUGUUCAGUGCUAUCCAGUAGCUCAGGCCCCCAAAAGCAAGACUAGAAAAGUUUCUUAUACAUAAUGAUGCUGCAUCAGGAGAAAGCUGCGUGAGAGUUAGAAUGCAGGAUUGGGAGUCCACGAAGGGAGUCCAGACUUGCUACGCGGAAACGGGCCACGGGAAACCACCUCUGUCAAUUGCUUGCCUCGAAAACUCUACAGGGUUGCCGUAAAUUAACUGUGACUAGACGACACUGUCCACCCCCGGAGCGCGCCCCCAGAUUUUCUCCAGCACAGAGACUCUGGACUCAGCUGUUGUCUGUUGCUAAAGUACAACCAAGUCCCCAACCCACUGGCUAGCGUUUCACUAGCCAAACCCGUAGCCACUCACCAACCAGCCGUCCCUCUGACAAAGCUUAAGCCACAAUAAAAGGUCUUUUCCGG
This is a messenger RNA of Sphaerodactylus townsendi, 2259 nucleotides long. Its product is annotated as perforin-1-like. Gene Ontology annotation, biological process: immune response. NCBI's taxonomy places the organism in Eukaryota, Metazoa, Chordata, Lepidosauria, Squamata, Sphaerodactylidae. Gene Ontology annotation, cellular component: membrane attack complex. Bases 213 to 1835 code for a protein of 540 amino acids. The record is from RefSeq and is a predicted model, not a curated record. The transcript has 3 exons.